CCUGCUUUCCAUGGAUGAACUUCAAAGAAAGUUAAAUGAAAGAUAUGAAGAAAGACCCCGUAAAGUGAGGUUUAAAAUAUCAUCUGCAUACAGUGGACGGGUUCUUAAACAGGUGUUUGAAGAUGGUCAUGAAUUGGAGUCACCAGAUGAGGAAUAUCCUAACAGUUUUCUCCAUAACACUUUUGAGACCUCAGAGCAUUAUUACACCCAGGGUGAAACACGUCCUCGAUUUUAUCCAACCACUCGCCUUACAGCCCAAAGAAUAAGUGUUUUUAGAGAUGGCACCUCCUACAGACUGGCUGGUGAUCCACUUUUCUCAGACUGUCAUGGGACUGAACAAAGGACCUCAGAUGUGAUAGACUUUGGCAAGAUUAUCAUUUAUACAAAUAAUUUAAAGAUUGUACGGACCCCAGUGGAAAGAAGAGAAACUUCCAAAAACCAAAAGGCUUCCCAUACAGGAAAAGAAUCAGAUGAAAAAGAUCUGUGUUUUAAGUCAGUGGACAAAAGUGAAAACAAUCAAGAAAACAGGAACAACGUACAGGAAGACAAUCAGAUGAACCAGUGCUCACAGUGCGGGGGCUCAGGAUGUGCUCCAUGUUCUUUAUGCCAUGGGAGCAAAUUUUCCAUGUUAGCAAAUCGAUUUAAAGAAUCGUAUCGCGCCUUGCGCUGUCCUGCCUGCAAUGAAAAAGGCUUACAGCCUUGUCAGACAUGUUCUCAUUAAAAAUCAACAUGAUUUAUAUAUUCAAAGUCUUUCUUUCCAAUAAAACAACAACAGUACAAUUUGCA
This is a messenger RNA of Bombina bombina (fire-bellied toad), 786 nucleotides long. It is a transcript of the gene GRXCR2, whose product is annotated as glutaredoxin and cysteine rich domain containing 2. The coding region runs from base 11 to 721 and encodes 236 amino acids. The transcript has 3 exons. The record is from RefSeq and is a predicted model, not a curated record. Gene Ontology annotation, biological process: sensory perception of sound. Lineage: Eukaryota; Metazoa; Chordata; Amphibia; Anura; Bombinatoridae. Gene Ontology annotation, cellular component: stereocilium shaft; stereocilium base; microvillus.